Messenger RNA from Salvia miltiorrhiza (redroot sage), 5563 nucleotides. RefSeq names its product DDT domain-containing protein PTM-like. The coding region runs from base 219 to 5165 and encodes 1648 amino acids. The transcript has 10 exons. NCBI's taxonomy places the organism in Eukaryota, Viridiplantae, Streptophyta, Magnoliopsida, Lamiales, Lamiaceae. The record is from RefSeq and is a predicted model, not a curated record.
GUCCCACCCGACUCACACAGAGUCAUGAGUGUGGCGGCGAACUCUUGGUUUAGGGCUUUGCCCUCUCUCUCUCUCUCUCUCUCUCUCUUUUUUUUUUUUUUUUUUCGGAAAAUCUGGUAAGGCUAUUUACCAUCCCAAUUCCCACGAUACCAUCACGUCGCGAGCUCAAUCACUCCUCUCUCUGAGAAAAAGGGGGUUGAGUUACCAUUGAGUGUAUAAUGGAGAGGGUGGUGGUGCCGGAGAGUCGCCGAGGGAGAAAACGGAAGGUAAAUAACGUACAAAAUGCGGAGGAAAGCGUUGGUGGCAGAAAGAAGGUUAUGCAUACAAGGUCAUUCGAAUUGGUUGGAAGAUAUGUGCAGAAAGAGUUCAAGGGUAGUGGGGUUAUUCUAGGAAGGAUUAUGGGUUAUGAUUCAGGCUUGUACAGGAUAAACUACGAGGGUGAUCGUUGUGAGGAUUUGAUCAGCAGCAAAGUCAAGUCACUUCUGGUGGAAGAUUGUGAUUUAACUGAUGAAUGGCCUAAGAGAAAGGAGAUGUUGAAUGAAUUUUUGUCGAGUAAAGAUGUAAACAUGGAUGCUGCAACUGCUACCGACACACGAAAGCUGGGAAAAGCAAAUCCGAUUGAUUCGUUAUCAUUGAGUGGAAUGACCAAUUCUUGUAGUGCUGAUGAUGGAAUUGUCAAAGUUCAGAGUGAUGGCAGUGGUGAGGUUGAUGCUGAUUCUUCUAGUGGUUCUUGUGAGAGUGCUCGAGGGGAGGAGGCUAAACUGGAUAAGGAAGUGCCACUUGUUCCACCACCAGAACUGCCUCCUUCGUCAGGGCAUAUUGGUGUUCCGGAGGAGUGUGUUCCUCAUCUUCUUUCUGUGUAUAGUUUCUUGCGUUCAUUCAGUGUGCGGCUGUUUCUGUACCCUUUUGCGUUGGAUGAUUUUGUGGGGGCACUCAAUUGCUCUGUUGCAAACACAUUGCUGGACUCAGUUCAUGUUGCUCUAAUGUGUUUCCUAAAGCGCCAAUUUGAGAGGAUCCAUUCAGAUGGCUCUGGGCUUGCAUCGAAAGUUCUCAGGUCUCUGGAUUGGAGCUUGCUCGAUACAUUAACUUGGCCAAUUUACUUGGUCCAUUAUCUGAUGGUGUUGGGUCAUAAAAAUGGAGAUGACUGGAAAGAGUUAUAUGCACAUUGUCUGGAGAGAGAUUAUUAUACUUUAUCUGUAGAUAAGAAGUUGAUCACUUUGCAAAUAUUAUGUGACGAUGUUCUGGAUACUGAAGAGCUAAGAGCAGAAAUAGAUAUGCGUGAGGCAUCAGAAGUUGGAAUGGAGAUAGAUAUGAGCACAGUGUUGGGCGCAUGUGAACCUGCAAGAGUUAUUCCUGGAGACUCCGAAACUUCCAACUGCAAGGACAUAGAAGCUGCACAAAGAGCUGAAAAUCAUCAGACAAGAAAUGCUCUUGAUAAUCCCUGUAUGGAGUCUCAAGUUGGUGGAGCAGUUGAGGACGGUAAUGGUGAUGAAUGCCGCCUUUGUGGUAUGGAUGGAGUUUUGGUUUGUUGCGAUGGGUGCCCAUCAGCUUACCAUUCAAGAUGCUUAGGAUUGAACAAGAUGCUUGUGUCCAAUGGUUCAUGGUACUGUCCUGAGUGUAAAGUCAAUGAAAACGACCCUAAAAUUUUGCGAGGGACAACAUUGAGGGGAGGGAGUGUUUUUGGUGUUGAUCCAUACGGACAAGUCUUUGUUGCUUCUUGUGACCAUUUACUUGUAGUGAAGACCUCAGUUAAUUCUGGAACUUGUCCAAGAUACUAUAAUAGACAUCAUAUUCCUGGAGUCCUCAAUGCUCUUUAUGCAAAUCCAGAUUAUACUGCUGUCUAUUCAGAAAUAUGCCGGGGGAUAAUGCAAUAUUGGGAAUUAUCUGCAGAUAUCUUACCAUCCAAUAGGAAAUCUGGAAUUGGCUUAGAAUUAGCAAACAAGGAGGGAAGUGGCUCAUGCAUUGCACAAUUAGUUGAUAUGCUGGACAAAAUCCCCGAGAUGACUGAGGUUCAUAAUCAUGGAACUUGUGCCACUCGUAGUUCCGCUGAAAUGGCUGGUUCAUGGCUUACUAACUGUGUUUUAAGUGACAGUUCUUUUGAUAAUGCGAUGAAGUCCGACUGUCAUGCAGGUUCUGUAAGACAACAGUGUGAAAUCUUGAAAACCACGGUGAGCGAACCUGCUUCAUCUAGUAGUUUAAUGGAACAGCCUGCUAAUCCCUGUGAAUCAAGCCAACGAAGCAACUCAAAUACUACAGAGGCUGUUUCCACAAGAAGCAGCAAUAUUAGUUCUCUAAGUGAUAGUUCUUCCUUAGAAGCCAAGGGAUGUCUUGUUAGCCAGGAACUUGAUAAUAGAGUAGGAAUUACUUGUGGAAGUCCAGCUCGUUGGUGCUUAUACAAGGGUUCUUCCUUCAAUACAACUGGUUACAUAAAUCACUAUUUGCAUGGAGAUUUCUCUGCAUCUGCAGCCGCUAACUUGGCCAUUCUUUCACAUGAAAAAAAUCAAGUUUUGGAGUCCCAACAAGCUGUGUGCAUCAGCAUUGCAGAUCAGGUAAAGGCUUUUUCUUCAGCUGCUGUGCGAUUUUUCUGGCCCAAUGUGGACAAGAAACUUGCUGAAGUCCCUAGGGAAAGAUGUAGCUGGUGCUUUUCUUGUAAGGCUUCUGUAACAAGCAAGAAAGCAUGCUUGCUAAAUGCUGCUGCUUCAAAUGCCACCAGAGGGGUGAUGAAGGUACUUGCUGGCAUUCGACCUGUAAAGAAUGGUCGGGACGAGAGACUUUCUGGCAUCGCAGCAUACAUUAUGUUUAUGGAGGAGAGCUUAAGUGGCCUACUUGUCGGUCCCUUCCUUAAUGACACUUUCAGAAAACAAUGGCGCAGACAACUUGAACAGGCCACCACUUGCUCUGAAAUAAAGAUCAUAUUGCUUGAACUUGAGGAGAAUAUGCGCUCCAUUGCCUUUUCUGGAGAUUGGAUGAAGCACGUCGAAGGUUUUUCUACUCAAUCUUCCACUUCUGAGAUUGCAACAGGAUCAACUCAGAAAUGUAGGCCAGGAAGGCGAGGCAAGAAACGACCUGAUAUGGUUGAAGUCGUAGCUGAUGGUUUCCUGAAUAAAUCAACUAAGUUCACCUGGUGGCGAGGAGGUAUAAUGUCAAAGUUUAUGUUCCAAAGAGGGAUUCUUCCAAGCUCGAUGAUAAAAAAACCAGCCCGUCAAGGUGGUAGAAAGAAGAUACCAGGUGUACGUUAUGUUGAAGGAAAUGAAAUCCCCAGCAUUAGCAGGCAGCUCGUCUGGCGUUCUGCAGUUGAAAUAUGUAGGACUGUGGCAGAUCUUGCACUUCAGGUGAGAUACCUUGAUUUACAUGUGAGAUGGGGUGAUCUUGGUCGUCCCGAGCAAAUGCCCGGUGAUGGGAAAAACUCGGAGGCAGAAUCAUCCGCUUUUAGAAAUGCUUUUGUUCAUGGUAAGAAGAUAGUGGAACAUGAAGUUAGAUACUGCGUUGCGUUUGGUAGUAGGAAACACCUGCCUUCGCGUGUCAUGAAAAAUAUAGCACAAACAGAGCAAAUCCUGGAAGGCGGGAAGGAAAGAUACUGGUUCUCUGAGACCUUCAUCCCCUUGUAUCUGAUUAGAGAAUAUGAACAAAAAGCCGAAAAAGCCAAUUCUGUGAACGUGUUGUCCAAACUGCAGAGAAGACAGUUGAAGGCUUCCCGUGAAAAAAUAUUCUCUGUUCUCUUUUCGGAGCAAGGUAACACAGUCAGGAAUUGUUGUUCGUGUCAUCAGGAUGUUUUCUAUAGGAAUGCUGCGAAGUGCCAUGCAUGUCAAGGAUUUUGUCAUCAGCAAUGUGCCACCACUUCAACAGUAAAUAAGAGCAAAGGGAAUGACUUUUUAGUUAUUAUUAUCUGCAAGCAAUGCUGUGAGACUCAGGCGGCUACUCAAGUUGAUAGUAGUAGUGGAUCUCCCACAAGUCCUUUGCUCCCUCGAGUACCAGACAUCCCUAAACCAGCUAUUUCUAAGGAUGUAAACUUAGUACCAGACGUCCCUAAACCAAAUAUUCCUAAGGAUGUAAACAUAGUAUGCCAUAAUGGAUCAUCGAUAAAUCGUUCUGCAGUUACAAAGAAAAAUGCAAGAUCAAAUUGGGGUCUCAUAUGGAGGAAGAAGUAUUCCGAAGACACUGGCUUCGACUUCAGAUCAAGAAACAUUCUUCUGAGUGGUAACAUGGAUAGGGAACUGAUGAAACCUGUUUGCCGUCUUUGUGAUCAGCCAUAUAAUAGUGGUGUAAUGUAUAUUCGCUGUGAACCAUGCAAAAAUUGGUUUCACGCUGAUGCUUUAGAGCUGGACGAGUCACAGAUUUUCUCUCUCGUGGGAUUCAAGUGCUGCAAAUGCCGGAGGAUCAAAUCUCCUGUAUGCCCUUACUCAAAUCUACAGAAAAGGAUUGCAUUGAAGGGCAAAAUAGAGCACCGACAACCUUCCAAGCUGAAGAUUCCUGCAAUGGCCUUUAACCGUGAUAUGAUCCUAGCGCAUCCUAAAGAAGUUCCAACUGCUUCCAGAUUACCCCGAAAGCCAGAAGCCAUCAGUGCAUCAGCAAAUAAUCCUCUUCUUGCUUCUCCUUAUAAAGCUGAUCCUGAGCCUAGAAAGUUGCCAGUCAGGAGGCAUGCUAAUCGAGAAAUAGAUGUCCAUUGUCCGGAAGGUGCCUAUCAGUUUGAAGCAUCUUCGCCUUUUGAAGAAAAUGCCGUUAACUCCACACAGGAGACUCCCAUGGUGAGAAGUACAAGGAAAGAGACCAAAUUAGCAACCAACUCUUUUAGGGAUGAAGUAACCAACCCUACAGAGGCAAAUCCUGCAAUCCCAGUGCAGGAUUCUUUACCCCGGCAUCAGUUUGCUUCUCAAGAUUUCUUUGAUCUUGAAUCCAACGUCGGCGUCCAUGUGGAUAGCAAAGGGCCCCCUUCAGUUCCUAGAAAUGGAACACCUGAAUCAUUCCAUGAUCAGGAUAAGCUGAUUGAGUCUGCAGAAACAUCUAACAAGAUAGUGCCUUGUAAGUUCUGCUCAAAACCCGAACCAUGCACGGAUCUUUCUUGCGAGAUUUGUGGUAUAACGAUUCAUAAAACUUGCUCGCCCUGGUAUGAAUCAUCCUCUAAUGAGAAUGGCUGGAGGUGUGGCAGUUGCCGCGACUGGAGCUAGCUCAGUACAUCUUUCUACACCAGUUUGGCUCUUGCAGCGACCGACCUAUACUCGUGGAUGAAACCGUCUGCUUGAUCAUAUUUGGGAGAAAUGACAAUGGAGAUGCAUAACGGCAACUGAAUUUUUCUACAAAAGUUGAUGGAUAAGCAGGGUUUUUGGGUGCUUAUCUGAAUAUUUUUGAACCGUGGAGAACAUUUUACAGGUGAUUAAUAUAAAGUGUAUAUUGUAGUUGCUCAUUUUUGUCAUCAAAAUAUACGUAUCAUUUUCUGCUUUUUAAAUGCCUCUAUUAUACACCAUGCAAAAGUAUCUUUUCAUUUGGAUUGAGAAUUGAGAAACCUCGCCGGUUGUAUUUUGUGUUUUAUCAUUAAUAAUCAUUGGUUUUUUAAUUUAUUGCACUA